UGAAAGUGUGUGACGUGUAAGCACAUAAUUAAAUAUUGAGGUGCAACAAUCUAUAUGCGAAAGUUAAAUACCGAAAUUAAAUGUAUUUUAUAAAAUAUCAUCUAAGUCAAGCAAAAAUUCAGUGCAAACGUAAUAAAAGCAGUGUAGAUUUAAAACUGCGUAAUCAAAAUGAUACGGAGUGUAUACAAAGUAUCGUUUGAAUUUCAUUUGACAGCUGUUGCGAAUGAUUGUAUGUAGAGCAGUGGACGCUAAUUGUCAGCUGAUUGGUGAGGCAGCAAUGUUGUUGCACUCUUGCAUAAAUCCCAAAAAAAUAUUGAACGUAGAAUCAAACGUGUAAAAAUUAACAUAUAAUUAAGAAAAAAUCAAGUGCCUAACAAGGUCAAUGCAGACAAUUGAAAAUUUUGAGCCGAUUAAACACUGUAAAUUUGACAAAUUAAAUAUAAUAUCCUCCGAUAGAAAUUGUGUUUUGAUAGCAACAUUGUUUCGACCUUCACCACCAGCUGUGCGCGGCAACAAACCAAAAUCCAAUUGUUGAAAAUUCAAUGUGGUUUCACCAUCAAUUGUUCAAGUGCACUUCUAAACUAUAAUAUUGUAAUUGUGAUGGAAAACCUGUGUAUGUGAAAUUUAAGUAAUAAAAAAAUUAAAAAAAAUCAAACUUCGGAACUGUAAUGAGAAUAAGAAGAUUUGCUGCGCUAGCUUUGUUAAAUUUAUUGAAUAAUUUGCUACACGCCUGGAAUUUGAUAGCUGUCCUUGAAAGGAAUUUUAUUUCUAUUUUACGGAGCAUACCUUUUUCAACACUCUUUUUCGUUGCAAUGGACGGCGAAGGUGGCGAACAACGUGAUCAUAUAGAACACGUACCAGGAGAACCUAUGGAUGAGGAUGAUGAGGAACCCGUGAUGGGUUUGGGAUAUGAUGUUGAUGACGAAGACGACGAAGAUGUUGAUGAGGAGAAUGACGAUGAAGAUGCGUCGGACAUGUCUAGCGACACAGAUUCCGACUAUUUUGUUGAAAUGGAUAGCGACGACGCAUCUGAUAAUUAUAUACCUGGUUAUGGUGGCGAUUCUUCAACCAAUUCGGAAAGCGAAAGUGAAGUUGGCAGCAGUACAUUUUCUAAUCAAAGAAUUCGCAUGCCUGCUAAGCCCAUAUAUACUUUUAAACCUCAACGUUUAAUGAAGUGUAAUUAUAAAAAGCAUUGUGCACCAAGAGACUAUCCCUUCGCGCGAAGUGGUCAUCGUGUAGUCGCUUCCGAAUCGCAUCUCUAUACAUUAGGAGGUUACAAUCCAAGCAACAGCAAUGCAGCCAUACAUGGCAGUGGCAUGCUUUUUCAAGAGCUAUGGCGUUUUAAUUUGGCAACUAAACGUUGGGUGCUAUUGCACAAUCCUUCAACGAAUCGAAAUAUGCCAGGAGAAUUGGCAUCAAAUGCGCUUAUCAUUAGUAAUAAUUUAUUAAUCUCUUACGGUGGGACUGGAUAUCCCUUCGGUGAAUCUUGCUCAAAUGACUGCUAUAUUUAUCAAACACAAGUUGAUAAACCCAGUGUUAUGCGUAUUGAGGCUACUGGUGAUGCGCCAACACCACAGUAUGGUCCGGGUAUUGUCUUACACGAACAUUAUUUAUAUACAAUCGGUGGAACAACUGGCUAUGAUUACUCUUGUGAUGUGCAUCGUCUAAAUUUGCGCACACGCGUGUGGGAAUGCGUUUAUAUAUGCCGACCAUAUAUUCGCGAAGAUCCCGAGGGUCGUUACCGACAUGAAGUGGUCUACGAUGGUCAAUACAUCUAUGUGCUCGGUGGUGGCACUUCAAAUUUAGUAUACGAUUUGGAACGGAUUCCUGCAUUUAAUUUGAAAACGAAUCGCUGGGAAUAUUUCGACACGCUACCCGAUAGAUCAUCACAACCAAACCAACAAGGUUCGCGACCAAGUUCUGGGUACCCAAAACCAAGAAAGUGCUUUUCCUGCGUCCAGCACACAACAUCUAAUGGCGAUGUCGAAGCUUUCAUAACAGGUGGCUUACAGUCUGAUCAAGUAUAUUUUGCUGAUAUAUGGAAAUUAAAUUUUACAACUAAACAAUGGACAUUAAUACAAACAGCGGCGCUGCCAAAACCAUUGUACUUCCAUGCAGCAGCUCAUAGCCAAAACGGUUGUAUGUACAUAUUCGGCGGUAUUGAAUAUGAUAUUAAGCGAAUACGUCGGUGCAAUGAUCUCUACAAAAUGUGGAUGACCAUACCAAAGUUAAGCGAAAUUUGCUGGGAGGCUGUGCUGCAUUAUAGGCCAAACCUUAAAGCGUAUGGUCACACACAGUUACUUAAAAUGGGUAUACCACUACGCUUCGCUCAUCGUUUGUGGUAUUCUACCAAAACCAAAUGAUUAUUAAAGAAUUGAAUGGAAGUAAUAAAACGCGACGUUUAAUUAACAGUGAUAAUAA
This is a messenger RNA of Bactrocera tryoni, 2421 nucleotides long. RefSeq names its product kelch domain-containing protein 10 homolog (gene slim). Bases 669 to 2363 code for a protein of 564 amino acids. The record is from RefSeq and is a predicted model, not a curated record. NCBI's taxonomy places the organism in Eukaryota, Metazoa, Arthropoda, Insecta, Diptera, Tephritidae. Gene Ontology annotation, biological process: positive regulation of stress-activated MAPK cascade. Gene Ontology annotation, molecular function: protein binding. The transcript is spliced from 3 exons.